This is a messenger RNA of Plasmodium coatneyi, 3411 nucleotides long. RefSeq lists its product as uncharacterized. The record is from RefSeq and is a predicted model, not a curated record. Gene Ontology annotation, molecular function: polynucleotide 5'-hydroxyl-kinase activity. The transcript has a single exon. Bases 1 to 3411 code for a protein of 1136 amino acids. Gene Ontology annotation, biological process: cleavage in ITS2 between 5.8S rRNA and LSU-rRNA of tricistronic rRNA transcript (SSU-rRNA, 5.8S rRNA, LSU-rRNA). NCBI's taxonomy places the organism in Eukaryota, Apicomplexa, Aconoidasida, Haemosporida, Plasmodiidae. Gene Ontology annotation, cellular component: nucleus.
AUGUGCGAUUGUGAGGGCCAUCUGAAGUGCCGUCUGCACUUUGAAUACAACCUAAUCGAGUCACACGACACGGUAAGGAAGAUCAGUGAGGGUCACGAAUAUACGUUCAUACACACGAAAGGGGAUGAUGAAGGAACUUGCAAAAAGAAGAUAUACCUGUUGGGGUUAAAUUAUGACGAGUGGAUUUUCCUGCGCGGAAACUUCCGCUUUCGCCUUUUAAAGGGGAUGGGGAAAUUUAACGGGCAGGUAAUGAGACCAUCGGAGAGAUACACCAAUGUGCGAAUACCGGACUUUUACCCCCUGUUCAAAUUUGUAACCCUGAAUGGGAGUAACGUUAAAUAUGAGAAUAACGGAUUUGUCUUUUCUGCGAAGGAUUAUGAAGGUUGCCGUUGUUGCGGGGAGGAAGAAAAGACCACUAACCAAGGGUAUACACCACAAAGGGGAGAAGAAGUGAAGGUAAUCGAUAGGGAAAUAAUUCAAAGCAGAAGCGAUUUAACUGAUUCGGAACAAAAUAGGAAACCCAAUAUGGCUUCCUCUACGUGUACCCACAAAGGUGAAAAAAAUUGGUGCCAGAACGAGUGCAGCAAUAAGGUAUUGCAAAAUUAUCUAUACGGAUUGAAUAUGUUAAAAAGGGACAAUGGUAAGAGGAAAGAAUUCUACGAAUACGUGGUGAACGCGGAGAGGCAUGAUAUUAGCACUCUAGCGAGUGUGCACAUGAUGGAUACCAUAAGCAGAAAAAAUUUUUGGGAAAAGUAUCCUAUCAUUAUUGCUUUUGAGAAAAAGAAAGAUUUUCUUUAUCAUGUCGCGAAUAGAAAUUGUGGGAAGAAGAUCAACUUGUCUAACUCGGAGCAGAAUAAUAGCCCGUAUAUUGACACGUAUCAGGUGUCCUACAUUUUGAGGGAGUUCCUGCGGUAUAUGCGGAUCGGGAAGAAGUACCUGGUGCGGGACAUGCUGGUAAAGGCAGGUGGUGAGGGAAGCGGCCAUGAUUGGAUACAGAUCAACCGUGACGGCAGGCAGGACGAUUCCCACGAUGACAAGAGAGGGGACCACCUCAGCGUUGCUCAUGAAGAAGAAGAUAAUCUGGUGGAAAACGAAGUGUGCGAACCGCAGGAGGAGGGCGUAACAGACGCAGAUGCCAACGGACGUGAACACCGAAUGACACAAUUGCCCGAAUCGGGCAGAUGGUCGAAAUUUGAACAUUGGGAGUUUUACAAAAGGAACAGAAUAAACAGCAGAAUUCACCAGUUUGAUUACCCAUACUAUAGAAGAGAGAGAGACACGAGCAACAUAUUUAGCGUUAUGAUCAUGGGAGACAAGGGGAAGGGAAAGAGUCUCCUAACCAUGAACUUGGUAAAUAAUUUAUUAAAUUUCCACGAAGAAGUAUAUCUGGUAGAUAUUGAUAUAGGACAGCCGAUCAUAGGAAUAAGUGGUUUUCUGUCCAUAUAUAAAAUAAAGUGCCCAUUAAAUAAUUAUAAUUUUUUUGAGAAAAAAGCCAAGUGUGUUAAAAAAAUAUUUUUUGGAGGAUGCUCCAUCGAGGAAAAUAUCCCGUAUUACGUUAACUGCCUGGAACAUUUGUACUUUUACUUAUUCAAUAUUUACUUUGAGAAGAAAAGGAGAAGGAGAAGAGUAUCCAAUAGAGUGGAUGAGUGCUGCUAUCCUGUUGUGAUUAACACCUUCGGAUGGGUCAGAAAUAUUGGGCUUCUCCUCCUAAACUUAAAUAUCUAUCUAAGCAAUUGUAAUUUUAUCGUCCAAAUAGAUUCACUAAAAUGUGAAGAAAAUGUAAAGAGCAAAUUGAGCAGAGAAGAAUUGGUUUCCUACCUGUUUAAUGAUUUUCUGCUGAUCAAGCUAGGUAGACGAAACGACAUGUAUACCAUCCUAAAUUUGAACAAUAAAAAUGUGUCCCUAAUUUCGGAGCCGCAUUCCCUCUUUAACGUUAUCAGUCAGUAUAGUCACCUGAAGGAGGACAAUUUUUUAUUUCACAAAUUUGAUAUGUCCUUCGAGAGGGAGGAUAUUAUUCAUAGUAAGUUCUGCCGCGAGGGGACAGGUAAUAAUUUUAAAGAGGGAAAAUGCGAAGCGCACCUCAGGGAUGUUAACAAGGUGGAUGUGAAUAGCUGUCCACGGGGAAGCAGUGACUUCAAGGGGGAUGGCCAUUCGAUAUGCAGUAACAAGGAGGUGGAAGGUAAGGAGAAACAGAAAAGGGUAGAAAACCAAAGUGGUACUAAAAAUUACGAGAUGCAAUUCGGAAGUGAGGAAAAGUACGACUAUUUGAAAAAAAAAAUGAAGUUUUUUUUUGGUUGGAAUUGUGUGAGGGUAAUCAAUUUUGUAAGCUACGAAAAUAUUCUAUCGCAUGACAAUAUGCAUGGGAUGUUGCACAGAUCGGAAGAGUGUUCCAUCCAAGCGAGAAGACUAAGGUGGUUUCGCAUCUUUUGUUACUUUUUUUACAAGUUUAAGAAGAUCAUUUUUUAUUCCUACAGCUCAUCGUUUGGUAGCACCUUGAGGGAUCACUAUGGCAAUUCACAUCGCAGAGCAAGUGCUGACCAAAUGAAGGAGCAACCAACGUUAAACCAGGAAGGGGAACCCCGCUCAGACAAAACAGCCGCUAUGGAUGAGGGUCUUCUAACUGGGAAGGUGCUACCUACAAAUGAUAAACCCGUGGAAAAAGCAUGUCAUGACAAAAUUAAGCACACCAUGAGUGAAUGCAAAGGAGAACAAACCAAUUUGAUGACGAAGGAGUGUUCUACCCAGAUUUAUAAAACCGUUCAGCGCAACGGACCACUGUUCAACUGUGCCAUUUUUAAUUUAAAGAAUAUUAAGUUGAGCAGCCUACUUUUUAAUAGGUACUACUUUAACUUGUUCCCCCAUGGGUACUUCAAUGCCAGCAGGUUCUUCUUUAACAAUGUCAUAUGCCUUUGUAAGGAUGUGAAUGCGGCCAGUAGUGCAUCCCGAAGUAAGCGCAAACGGGGGGGAAAUCAUGGGGAGUUCGUAGGGAGCUACCAAAUGGGGCAGACACGUGAAGACAAUGUGCAACGCAACAGGGUGGAUUAUUACAUCGAUCGGUUACACAUAAAUGAAAAUUUUAAAAAUGAAAAUCCUUUCAUUAGGGAGGAGUAUCUGAGGGAGAAUAAUGUCCAGUUAGUUCCCCUGAGCGAGAAUUUCACGUGUCUGUUAACAGCAUAUGUAAAGCUAAUAGAUAAUAUGAGGCUCAUCAUUUAUCUACCCUUCUGGUUUCAAGACUUCGAUUUGCUUUCUACUGUUGAUACGUUUGUUGCCGGCACACAGCUUGCCCCCAGGUACAUGGAAGACAUGAUUAAUGAGUAUUUAUUUUAUUAUGAUGUGGUUACGAGGAAGGGGGUUGACAUGAUGGAUGCCCCCCAAAUGGGGAGUCCCACUGAGGGGGGCCCAACUUGUUGA